UUGGGUGGUGGCAAGGCUGUAUGGUGGUGGUCGGUGGUGGAAUUCUCAGGGACGCGCUGCCGAGGGGGGCUCGUCUCGUCUGUAUCUCUAUGGGCGCGGCGGCCCGGCCCAGUCCGACUCGCCGAGCAGCGGCCUCCCGACGGACGUGUGCCGCAGUGACCGGUCCGCCGCCGCCGCACUCAGCAGUCAGCACUUCGACCACUGAGCCCCGACCGACCGUCUGACGACCUGCGAGGUCCAGUCCACCACUCGGUUUUUGUCUCCGCCGUCCCGCCAUGGCCUCUGAGGAGAACCUGGGCGUGGUGCUGCACGCCAAGAACGACGUGCGCGUCGAGCCGCUGCCGAUGCCCACGGCCGGCCCCGGAGAGGUGGUCGUCCGCAUGGACUCGGUCGGCAUCUGCGGCUCCGACGUCAGCUACGUCUACAAGGGCCAGAUCGGUCACUUUGUGGUGCGCGCGCCCAUGGUGCUGGGCCACGAGUCGAGCGGCGUGGUGCACGCGCUGGGCGAGGGCGUCACCGAGCUGAGCGUGGGCGACCGGGUGGCCAUCGAGCCGGGCGUGCCGUGCCGCCGCUGCGAGCAGUGCAAGCGCGGCACCUACAACCUGUGCCCGGACGUGGUGUUUUGCGCCACGCCGCCGGUGCACGGCAACCUGUGCCGCUACUACCGGCACGCGGCCGACUUCUGCCACCGGCUGCCCGACUCUGUGUCGCUGGAGGAGGGCGCGCUCAUGGAGCCGCUCUCGGUGGGCGUGCACGCGUGCCGGCGCGCCGGCGUCACGGCCGGCCACCGGGUGCUGGUCUGCGGCGCCGGACCGAUCGGCCUGGUCAGCCUGCUGGCGGCGCGCGCGCUCGGCGCCGUCGAGGUGGUGGUGACGGACGUGACGGCCGGCCGGCUGGAGCUGGCCGCCCAGCUGGGCGCCCAGCACACGCUGCUGGUCGACUCGCGCGACGCGCCGGCGCUGGCCGAGCGCGUGGCGGCGCUGCUGGGCGGCCACCAGCCGGACGUCACCAUCGAGUGCAGCGGCGCCGAGCCCAGCAUCCAGCUGGCCAUCCACGCCACGGCCUCGGGCGGCGCCGUCGUGCUGGUCGGCAUGGGCCCGGCCGUCGUCUCAGUGCCCAUCAUCCACGCGGCCUCGCGCGAGGUGGAUAUCCGCGGCAUCUUCCGGUACGCCAACUGCUACCCGACGGCGAUCGAGCUGGUGCGCCGCGGCCUGGUGGACGUCAAGCCGCUAAUCACCCACCGGUUCCCGCUGGAGCGCUCCGUGGAGGCGUUCGAGACGGCGCGUACCGGCGCCGGCGGAGCUGUCAAGGUGAUGAUCAAGUGCCAGCCCGAGGAGUAGCGGCGCCGGUCACCAGGGGCUGAUCGCCGCGUCCGGCCGCCGUGACGGGCGGGGCGGGGCCGGGGUGCCGCCACUGUGUGCCUGUUUUUGCCGGGAGUCGGGCGGAGUCUGGUCGGUAGUGGUCAGUAGCCGGGCUAAAAAAACGGUUUUUAUUUCUUUUAUUAGAUGUUAUGUUAUGGAAAAUACUCAAGAUAGCUAGGCCUACACUAGGUUUAACACCUGCAUGUAUUCUUUAUAUGAUUGUAUGAAGUGAUGAUGUAUGUAUCAUGUGUCCAAGGGACCUUCAUUGCCAGAAUCUCUCGCUCCAAGCAUACCCAGGUUCAUACACAGCACAGCUUCUGAAGUAAUGCCCCUUGUACAAAAACGUCGCAGGUUGUGGGGUCGUAGUGUGAUUGGACCUCCCCACUCUACUGCCACAGCUCAUGAGCUCGGAGUUGGGGUGGGCCUUGGCUGUCGAGCCACCAGAGUCCCUCUGCAGUCUGUCGGGCCAGUGCUGACAUGUUCAAAUAAACUGUGGGCUUCGGAGGUGCAAACCAGUGCAAUACAUACAUGCCUGGACCCUAGCAAUGCCCUCACUGUGGUGAUGAUAACUGCGAUUAUCUCGCACAAAACUAUUUGUAAUCUGAUCUUUGAGGUCAGUGAGUGAAACGUUAAAUUCGGAAAUAUAGUUACCCAAAGAGGCUAA
Molecule: messenger RNA, 2025 nt
Organism: Amphibalanus amphitrite
Lineage: Eukaryota; Metazoa; Arthropoda; Thecostraca; Balanomorpha; Balanidae
Product: sorbitol dehydrogenase-like
Exons: 3
Coding region: 276-1340 (354 amino acids)
Biological process (GO): D-sorbitol catabolic process
Molecular function (GO): zinc ion binding; L-iditol 2-dehydrogenase (NAD+) activity
Source: RefSeq, a predicted model, not a curated record